UCUAUUACCAACUCAACUCUCAAGUCUCAACUCAAAAAAACAGCGUGAGCCAUGGCAGGGAGUGUACUAUCUCGCUUCAUCAUUCUCGCCCCCAAAACUCGAUUCCACUUCCCUUUCUCUUUCUCUAACCAAAACCCUAUAACUUCAUUCCCCUUUCCCCUAAUCCAAAGAUUUUUGAGCUCCUCUUCUGACCAACCCACCGCCAAGAAGAACAUCAACACUAAAGUUAACUUUUCUCUAUCCUCCGACUCAGAACAAGACGAUGAUGAUUAUGGAACUACCAAAACAAUCGAAAAAACCAACCUUCCACCUCCUUAUGAUCCCUUCAACAAGAAGCCCGCUAUCGAAGAGCCCGAAGACCCCAAAAACCUCCAAGAAAUAUUCCAUAAAAUGAGAACGGAAGGCCUCGUCAACAACGCCGUCAAGAUGUUCGACGCUUUGUCCAAAGACGGACUCAUCCACCAGGCCUUAGAGCUUUUCUCUCAAAUCAAAGACAAAGGCCAUAUGCCUGACGUGGUGGCUCACACGGCCGUUGUUGAGGCCUACAUGAAUGCUGGUCAGAGCAAGGAGGGUGUGAAGGUAUUCUUGCGGAUGUUGGCCUGUGGGGUGGCGCCAAAUGCUUACACUUACAGUGUUCUCAUUAAGGGUCUGGCUGGUGAUGCCAGAUUGGAUGAUGCCCAGAAAUAUUUGAUGGAACUGAUGGCUAAGGGUAUGCGCCCGAAUGCCGGAACUUACACUGCCGUGUUUGAGGCGUUUGUGAAGGAACAGAAGGUGGAGGAGGCCAAGGAGCUUUUGGAGCAGAUGAAGAGCAAGGGGUUUGUGGCUGAUGAGAAGGCUGUGAAGGAAGCUCUCAACAAUAAAAGGGGCCCUGCUUUCAGAGGAGUUAUGGAAAUUCUCUUUGGCAAGUAGGUUUUGAGCUUUUGUUUGUAAUGUGCAUGUUACAAAUUUGUAAUCUUCUUUUGAGGCAUAUUGUCUUCCUUUUAGCCCUUCAAUUUUAUUUUCGUCCUUUAAUGGGUUAUAACAAGGCGAAAAGGAA
This is a messenger RNA of Pistacia vera, 1036 nucleotides long. Its product is annotated as pentatricopeptide repeat-containing protein At4g38150-like. NCBI's taxonomy places the organism in Eukaryota, Viridiplantae, Streptophyta, Magnoliopsida, Sapindales, Anacardiaceae. The record is from RefSeq and is a predicted model, not a curated record. Gene Ontology annotation, molecular function: protein binding. The coding region runs from base 52 to 909 and encodes 285 amino acids. The transcript has a single exon.